Camellia sinensis is the source of this 822-nucleotide messenger RNA. The record is from RefSeq and is a predicted model, not a curated record. NCBI's taxonomy places the organism in Eukaryota, Viridiplantae, Streptophyta, Magnoliopsida, Ericales, Theaceae.
AUGGAUGUCGAGUAUAUUCAUGAAGAAAUGGAUGCAGAGCAUAUUUAUUUACCACCAUUCCCUGAUUAUGAAAAAGAAAUGGUAGCAUGGGAAGAGGAAGAAAAUGUAUUACUUUAUUUAUAUGCCUCCAACAACAUCAUCAUAGCUCAAUAUCUUGAAGAAAAUGAUCAAUUGGUACGUAAAGGUUCAGUUCAUGGACAUAUAGUGAGAGAUCGUAAAAGGGAAGAAGGUCAUGCUCAAUUAUGGAAUGACUACUUCUCAGAGAACCCCACCUAUGAGGAAAAUUUAUUUCGCAGGAGAUUUCGAAUGCGUAGAAGUUUAUAUUUACAAAUUGUUGAUGCUGUGAAAGCUCACGAUGAUUUCUUUGUGCAGAAGAAGGAUGGUCUUGGUAGACUUGGAUUGUCUACUUUAAAAAAAGUAACAAGUGCAUUUCGAAUGUUGGCAUAUGGAACAGCGGCCGAUUCUGCGGAUGAAUAUAUACGAAUUGGUGAGUCUACUGCCAUUCUAUGUAUUGAAAAGUUUUGUCGGGAAUUGUUGAGAUAUUUGGGAAAAAAAUACCUUAGAUCACCUAAUUCCAAUGACAUUGCAAGUUUGUUAAAAAAAGGUGAAGAACGGGGCUUCCCAGGGUUGCUUAGGAGCCUUGAUUGUAUGCAUUGGUCUUGGAAAAAUUGCCCAAUAGCUUGGGUAGGACAAUACUCUAGAUAUGGUGGAUCCCCAACUAUUAUUCUUGAGGCAAUGGCAUCUCAUGACCAUCUCAUGACCUAUGGAUUUGGCAUGCAUAGUUUGGCUUACUGGGCUCCAACAAUGACAUUAAUGUCUUGA